Striga hermonthica is the source of this 178-nucleotide messenger RNA. Lineage: Eukaryota; Viridiplantae; Streptophyta; Magnoliopsida; Lamiales; Orobanchaceae. The record is from the annotation of a GenBank genome assembly.
UCAGGGGCAGGAGGUGGCGGUCGACCGAAUCUGAAGGAUGGGUACUCUAACUGGUCCAUCCGAAUGAGCGUCCAAAGCCAAAGGGGAAUGUCCUCAGGAAGGAGGGUGCGUCUCUGGGGUAUAGAUGCCCCUUUUUUAUUUUCUAAGUUAAUGUUAAAACUAUUCCUUGUGUGUCCAA